Molecule: messenger RNA, 255 nt
Organism: Stereum hirsutum FP-91666 SS1
Lineage: Eukaryota; Fungi; Basidiomycota; Agaricomycetes; Russulales; Stereaceae
Exons: 2
Coding region: 1-255 (84 amino acids)
Source: RefSeq, a predicted model, not a curated record
AUGUCCCAAUUUAUACAGCACAGCUUCAAAACGGAACCGGCGCAUCACCUAUCCCACCCUAUUAUCAGCAUUUCGCACCUCGAUCCUGCAGCACGCUCUCUCAACGUUGGAUCGCCCAUUCAGCUGAACUUGGACUCUCGUUUUCUGGUGCCGAUUGACAACCCACGCCAACUGCACUGGGAGCAAAAUUGCGAGAUGCCGAGCGAUGAGGAUGUAUCUUCCGAUAUGCACGGAGGGAGGAGACGAGACCGGUGA